AUGUCGUCCCCGUCAGAACCGCGGGCAUUCAAAGUCGCGCUGGUACAAACAUCACCGAAGGUUCUUGACGCUGAACACAACUUCAAUCAUGCCUCCAAACAAAUUCGCCGUGCAUCGGCUCAAGGGGCAUCGCUAGCUGUGCUUCCCGAGUACCACCUCAUGGGAUGGGUCCCCGACGACCCCUCUUUCGCCUUGAGCGCAGACGAUGCCCAACGCUUCCUCCGAAGAUACCAAGAUUUAGCCGCUGAGCUGCACAUUAACAUCUGCGCCGGCACUAUAGUUUCAGAUGCAUCAACACCAAAGCCAACACUCCUCGAUGGUGCAAAGACGAAGCGGACUCUUCUGAACACAUCUUACUUUAUUGAUCACGAUGGUCAAAUUGUUGGAGCCUACACCAAAACCAACCUCUGGAUUCCCGAGCGCCAACAUCUUACUUCAAGCGUUGACUACGCUCACCAAGCGAAGAGCCGUACGGAAACGGUCGCAGCCAGUCCUCAUCAAGUCUUCAAUACCCCUUUAGGACCCGUCGGUAUCCUGGUCUGUUGGGACUUGGCUUUUCCCGAGGCCUUUCGGCAACUUGUUCUUGCAGGAGCAAAGAUUAUCAUUAUUCCUUCGUAUUGGACUUUGUCGGACAUGAGCAGGGAAGGACUCGCGUACAAUGAGACUUGCGAGAGAAUGUUUGUACAGUCAUCUCUUACCACCAGGGCGUUUGAAAACACCGCGGCCAUCAUAUACUGCAACGCGACUGGACCAAGGGAGGACGGUUUCUUUGGAUGCAGUCAGGUGACGCUGCCUAUCGUGGGCACUGUCCCAGGCAGUUUUACUGAUGGCGAGGAGGACAUGCGUGUUAUCAACGUGGACAUGCGGGUUGUCGAGAUUGCGGAGCAAAACUAUCAGAUUAGGAAAGACCUGAAGAAGGACAACUGGCAUUACGGAUAUAACAAGGGGGCAAAGUUGUAA
Messenger RNA from Colletotrichum chrysophilum, 960 nucleotides. RefSeq lists its product as uncharacterized. Gene Ontology annotation, molecular function: hydrolase activity, acting on carbon-nitrogen (but not peptide) bonds, in linear amides. The record is from RefSeq and is a predicted model, not a curated record. NCBI's taxonomy places the organism in Eukaryota, Fungi, Ascomycota, Sordariomycetes, Glomerellales, Glomerellaceae. The coding region runs from base 1 to 960 and encodes 319 amino acids. The transcript has 2 exons.